GUUCGGUCAGAGAAAACGAAGUUAUAAGACGCGAAGGAAGCGCUGUGGUUGUGUUUGCUGUAGACACGGGAGUCACGUCGAGCAGCCAGAAGAUUAACGCCAGAUAUCUGUUACUAUCACGGAUUAUUUGCAUCUGUACAUGUAGGGUUUCGGAGUACGACAGCGGCUGUGCCUCCUUAACGGACUGUACGCUCUCUGGGGUUAUUCAGGCACCCGUCACUGCUGGGCAUCACAUCUCCGUUGUCUGUUCCAGUGGAAGUGAGGCUUCAUGGUCAGCAGCCUGGUGAUGGAAAGAACUGCACAGCUAUAAGCUCGGUGACUGGAUGGAAAGAGCUGUCAACGCGCUCGCAGAAGAUGGAGGAAGUGGAAAUGCACAGACAGCAGCGGCACUUUGAUUGACGACACCACUGUGGUGUUGUUGGAGGAGCGAUCUUUCAUUUGGGAUCAUCUGGAGUAUCUUUGUUGUGAGACUUCUGCUGGCAAUCCGGUUUUGACUUCCAGUUUUUUCCUCCUUCCUGCUGACCUUUUUUCACAUCUCUACUUUAGAGCGAGCAGGUGUUGCUGUGUUAAACAGCCACAGGUCUCCAAUUUACCCUGCAACCCCCUCCCCUCCCUCGAACGUACACAGAGACACACAAGCUCCUCUCUUCCAAGCGGCUGAGAGGUUGCUAUGGAAAUGGUUGUCAUGAUGCUGAUGUAGCGUCCUGAAGGUGGUAGUUGUGGAGGUAGUGGUGGAGCCGGAGGAGGUGGUGCCGGCGGCGGCAGCGGUGGUGGUGAACGUCCAGGGAUGGGAAGCGCUCCGUAUCCAGCCGGUGAGUGGAAGGGGAAGGGGCGAGGCGGCCUGCAAGAGCUGGGCUGCAUGCGCUGGAAGGUCAGCAAGCAGAAAGGAGGAGGAGGAGGAGGAGGAGGAGGAGGAGGGGAGGUGGUGGUGGGAGCGGAGGAGAGGAGGUCCAGGGAUCCCACGGACUCUCAACAGCAGCAACAGCAGGAUCUCUCAUCCUCCUCUUCCUCCCUCACCCCCCCACUGCCUCCUCAACCCUCUCUGACACCUCCGGCCAUUUAUCAUGAGAAGCAGCGGAGGGAGCUGUGCGCCCUGCACGCGCUCAAUAACGUCUUCCAGGACGGGACAGCCUUCAGUAAGGACACCUUGCAGGAGAUAUACCAGAGGCUUUCUCCCAGCACUCUGGUGACACCUCACAAGAAGAGCAUGCUGGGAAAUGGGAACUAUGAUGUAAAUGUCAUUAUGGCAGCCCUGCAGACCCGAGGGUUUGAGGCAGUUUGGUGGGAUAAAAGAAGGGAUGUAGGCAGCAUCGAGCUGUCCAACGUGACGGGCUUCAUUCUGAACGUGCCAUCCAACCUGCGCUGGGGGCCUCUCCGGCUGCCGCUCAAACGCCAGCACUGGAUAGGAGUCAGAGAGGUGGGAGGGGUCUACUACAACCUGGACUCUAAGCUGCGUAGCCCUCAACCCAUCGGCAACCCGGAUGAGCUCAGGAAGUUUCUCCGCCAGCAGCUGCGAGGGAAGAACUGUGAACUCCUAUUGGUCGUCUCGGAGGAAGUGGAGGCACACCAAACAUGGCGGUCUGACGGCUAAGGGUUUAACCAGCCAAUCACAGCGCCACCUGGGCCAGCGGGCCGAUGACAGAGAAAGUAGAAGAAGUUGUGUGCAGCCAAUCACAUGGAUGCACAUUUGCAGAUGUAUUUUUUCCCACCUUUUUGGGUUUUGUUUACACAACCGUUGCUGGACUCUUUUCUGAUUAGAUGCAAAGCAAUGACGGAGGCAAACACUUUACAGGGAGAAUCAACGAAUCACAGUCCUUUACUCACAACACAGUUAAGACUUAUAAAAAGUUACUAUUCUGUUUCUGCUAUUCUUGUGUUUUUAUAUAUGACUAUUUUUCAAUGUCAGUUUGGAUCUGUUUUAUUUUUAUUUUUUCCUUUUUACUGUUCAGAUUUCCAAAGUCAUGGGAUAUCAGGCUUUAUGAAAAAUGCUGUGUAUAUCUGCCUGUCUCCCUCAGUGAUCCUCCCUGCUUCAACCAAGAUGUUCACUGAUGUGUCUUUGUGUUUCUGUCCCUCCCGUCAUGUCUUGAAUCUCUCACUAUCCGUAUCCACCGUCCUUCACUUUCACCAAAGCGUGCCCUUCCUUGCCUCAGCGUGACUCCACUCACUCCUGCUCUCUGUCCCUUCUACAUAUCACGAGUCAAAAUCGGUGAUUUAUCACGUUGCCAACUUUGUAUUUCAUCCACUUCCCAAACUCUUCUGGCACAGUCUGAGCCUAUACUGUACAGAGGCUGUGCUGACACAACAGUUUUAUAUGCAACAAAGCAAUGCAACACUCGGGCCAAGCACUCCCUCUAGUGGAUGUUUGCCUCAGUUUCCUUUCAAGGAAGAAGUAACGGCAUCAUUCAUCCAGUUGUUUUUUUUUUAUAUAUAGAGUGCUAGUCAUCGACGAAGUAAUGCAAUAGUAACAAUUAGCAUCUCUCAGUAGAAUUAUACUGUAUUAUGAUAUCAUAUUUAUCAAAUUAGGGUGAUAAGGAAACCUGUUGUCUAAAUUGUUUAUAAAAUCAAACUCGAAAUCUUCCCCAAAAUAAUAUUACAGAUAUUGGCCAUUCGUCUGCACAGUCAGAGCAUCACAGUUCAUGUUUGACUUUGGAAAAAGCAGUCAACAGAACCAUCUCAACUCAAGGUCUGCUUGUUCUGGAGCUUUCAGCUUCAUCACACAGUUCUCAUGCCUCAGAAGAUUAAGUGAUGUUCAACUUUUGAGUAGUGCUAAAACUUUAUUAACUAUUGCGAGUGUGUCAUUUUCUCAACAAAUAUGGGGUUUUGGACUGUGAGUCAGACAAAACAACCAAUAUAAACAUGGAAACUAGAGCUCUAAGGAAUUGUGAUUGACAUUUUUCUAGAACUUUCCACUUUCUACUUUCCAUACGGUUCUAAGACAAAUUUAAUCAGCUGAUGAGGGCUGUGUGAUUCAAAAGUCAAAAGCUCCAGGGCAAGCGAGUAAGUGACCGUUUAGAUGGUCAAUAAUAAUCUAAAUAUUUAAUGAGUUACUGUUACAGUCGUCAUAUCGAUAAAGAAAUAUUUUUUAUUUGCCCAUAUUGUUUAAUUAGAGUCACAAUAGUGUGUUGCUCAGUGGUAAAAUGACACCACACAGAAUAAGGGACGAUACUUUCAUUGUUGUUCAUUGUUUUCUUUUCUCUCCGGCUCCACUCUGGUCCAAAGGGUCACCACCACAGCAGCCCUCUGUAGCACAGGAGCUCAGCUGAUGCAGGGCUCUUCUUCUUCUUCUUCUUCUUCUUCUUCUUCUUCUUCUUCUUCUUCUUCUUCUUCUUCUUCUUCUUCUUCUUCUUCUUCUUCUUCUUCUUCUUCUUCUUCUUCUUCUUCUUCUUCUUCUUCUUCUUCUUCAACAUGUCUUGUCAAAACUGCCAAACACAGCUCUGAGAGGUUGUCACAGAUUGUGUCUGAGGAGGGGUCUGGUGGUUGGUUUGCUCAGAGGGAAGUUGUUAGAGAUGGAGCGCAGUGUGCCUGGGUAGAGAAUAACGUAGAAAAAGAAAAGUGAAAGUUGGCGGGCCGGCUAGUGAACACAUGUCCAAUCGGACGUGUGCUGUGGUUUAUUAUUGUGAAAUGCGCCUUAUGAGAGAGUUUGUAGCUUUCAGAUCUAUCAGUUUAAGAGAUACUAUACAUGUAUUGUCUGCUAAAGACAAUAUUGGCCUUAACUUGUUUACAUAAGAAAAUAUUUGUUUCUCUGAAAGAUUAAGAGGGGCUGUGCAGUUGGACGCCAUUACAGGAGAUUUAUUCCAAAGCACCGAUUUAUCGUAAAUAUAGAGGAGAAACGGCUGAAGCUCAUCAGAUAUGAUGUUUUCACUUUUGCAGCCAAGGGCUUUAUGUUAUUUACAAUUGUUUAUGAUUUUAUAAAGACUAGAUCACAUGUUUUUUCCAAUGGUGCGUGUCUCAUUUUGGAAUGAAACUCCAGCCCGGUCUGUAUACCUUUAAUGUCAUAUCCAAGUGAACCUGCAUUGAAACAUCAGAGCGCUUGUCAUUCAUUUGCUGAGAUCUUUGGACCCAAUCACAUCAUGACUAGUGUCUCACAAUUGCAUUCAACAUUUGCUCUUUUUUUUGCCACGACAAUCUCUAAGCCCAUCCUACUUAAGGAAUACUGAUUGUCACUGUAUUUUGUUUUUGUUUGUUUUUUUAUUUUUUUUUGCAUAGAAAUAAAAUGCUUAUAAUGGCACUUUAUGUAUAAGA
Molecule: messenger RNA, 4242 nt
Organism: Dicentrarchus labrax (European seabass)
Lineage: Eukaryota; Metazoa; Chordata; Actinopteri; Moronidae
Gene: josd1
Product: Josephin domain containing 1
Exons: 5
Coding region: 788-1591 (267 amino acids)
Biological process (GO): protein deubiquitination
Molecular function (GO): cysteine-type deubiquitinase activity
Source: RefSeq, a predicted model, not a curated record